GCAUACCAAUUCAAAAAAUAAUAAGGGGAGACAAACCAGUGACGAAUUUCAUUGAAAAUUUAAAGAAAGGGAACACAACCAUGUACCAUGCCUCUGGGAUGAUAAUAGGGUGUGCUGGUAGUGGUAAAACAACAUUGUUAGAGAGACUGAAGGGCAUUGACUUAGAGAAAAUAAAGAACAAUAUCAGGUCAACUAGAGGAGUUGAUAUCAACAAAGAUAUAUUUGAUGUUACAGACACCAUCCAAGUUAAUUAUUCAAGCCAAAAACAGCGCUUUAAACUUAGAGGUGAUAAAGAAGGUUUAAAAAAGAGUGUACCUGAACAUCACUCAAUGAAUACAACUGAUGAUUGGGAAACGCAAGAAAGUAUAGAAAAAUUAAAUGAUUACAGUACGAUUGAAGUAUCAAAGAGUGAAAAUAUAUAUGUAGAGACCAAAUUCACAUCUACCUCAUCCUACGAUCGACAAGAGUCCACUUCAACACAACAGGAUGUUAUGACGGAAAGAAAAGAUAUUCCAUAUAGUUCAGAAAUUUCUGGAAAUUUACAGAUAGAGACAAAAAACAUUUCAGAAGAUCCAGAGAAAAAAAUCACAAUGACAGAUUUUGCAGGACAGUGUUCAUAUUAUGCCUCACACCAGAUGAGUCCGCGGGCGUUCUUUAUUCUGGUAAUGAAUAUGGAGAAGAAGUUUGAUGAUAAGGUUGGAGAAGAAGUGUGUUGUCAGGAAGGCUCUGUUUACACGGGAUGGACAAACAGAGAUUAUCUCGAAUUCUGGAUGAAUUCCAUACACCAGUACAGCAGUGAUACAGCACCUGUCAUCUUGGUUGGUACACACAGUGAGAAUAAAACAGAAAAGGAGAUUAUGGCUUUUUUCCAUGAAAUAUGGGCUACUCUUGAAAUGAAGGACAAUAUCUUGCACAAACAUCUUCAUGAGGAUAGACAGUUUGCAGUUGGAUUCCAUGACAAUGAAAGCAUUGAGAACAUUAAGCUCUCUAUAGUUAAAGUUGUGCAAAAUCUAAAUCACUGGGGAGAAAAACUUCCAUGCUCAUGGGUCAUGUUUGAAAAAUUCUUCCAGGAAAAGAAAUCCUUGAGGAUAAUGAAAAAAGAAAUGCUGCUGGCUUUCAAUGAGGCAUUGUCACAGGAAAUGAAGCUUCAAACAGUUCAUGACAUUGAUUUUAUGCUUCAGUUUUUCCAUGACAACAGAGAAAUUUUAUACUUCAACCAAGAAAUACUUGAUUGUGUAAUCAUUCUUGAUGUGCAAUGGUUUGCAAAUUUAUUUAAAAAUGUAAUUACAGAUAAAAACCAUGCAGAGAAAGAUUUAUGUAGGUUUGCAUCAGACUGGAAAAAAUUUGAUCAAACUGGAGAAUUAAAUGACACUUUGCUUACAGCUAUCUGGGAAAUGAAGGGAAUAGCUGUCAGUGAACACAAAACAAAUGUCAUGCUAUACAUGGAGAAGCUAGGAUUAUUAGCAAAACUGAAUGACAAAAAAUGGUAUGUCCCCUGUAUGAACAAGAGACCAUUUCCUGCGGAAUGCUUCUCAUCAUACCCUACCUCAUCCAUCCUCUGCUACGUGUUUGAUGUUCUUCCUGUUGGCAUUUUCCAUCGUCUUGUAGCUACAUGCUUGCAAAUUCCCUGCGAAAUUGUUACCGAGAGAGGGGAACUAUGUAUAUACUAG
This is a messenger RNA of Saccostrea cuccullata (small rock oyster), 1670 nucleotides long. Its product is annotated as probable serine/threonine-protein kinase roco5. The record is from RefSeq and is a predicted model, not a curated record. Lineage: Eukaryota; Metazoa; Mollusca; Bivalvia; Ostreida; Ostreidae. The coding region runs from base 81 to 1670 and encodes 529 amino acids. The transcript has 4 exons.